CUCUCUCUAGCGUUAUUGCUGUCUCCUGUGAGUCUGACAACUGCAAAUAACCUCCAAAUUGCAUCUUGGAUCGUUUACAACGGAGAGCUCCUCCAUUAAUUCCAUUGAUCUUUUGAACUUGUUCGUGAUUUAUUCGGAUUUUAUGAGUAUCAGGAAUUGUGAUUAAGCAUAAGAUAUCGAAAAAAGAAGUGAAAAUGAGUGAGAACCAGCGGUUUCAGCUGGGAACUGUGGGGGCGCUGAGUUUGUCAGUUGUUUCUUCGGUGUCAAUCGUUAUUUGCAAUAAGGCUUUGAUUAGCACUCUUGGUUUUAUGUUCGCUACAACAUUGACAAGUUGGCAUCUACUAGUCACUUUCUGUUCUCUCCAUGUUGCUUUAUGGAUGAGAUUGUUUGAGCACAAGCCUUUUGAUCCAAGAGCGGUGAUGGGAUUCGGCAUUCUGAAUGGAACUUCUAUUGGGCUUCUCAAUCUUAGUCUUGGUUUCAACUCUGUUGGUUUCUACCAGAUGACGAAGCUAGCAAUUAUACCCUGUACAGUACUUUUGGAGACUCUCUUUUUCAGAAAACAAUUCAGCCAAAAUAUACAACUUUCACUGACUGUCCUCCUUAUGGGUGUUGGGAUUGCAACUGUCACUGAUCUUCAGCUCAAUGCCCUCGGAUCUGUCUUAUCUCUUUUGGCAGUGAUUACGACCUGCAUUGCCCAGAUUAUGACAAACACGAUCCAGAAGAAGUUCAAAGUUUCUUCAACACAGCUCCUUUACCAAUCAUGUCCCUAUCAGGCAAUCACAUUAUUCCUGACUGGCCCGUUUGUUGACGGGCUUUUGACAAACAAAAAUGUGUUUGCGUUUAAAUACACCCCUCAAGUCCUGGCCUUCAUUGUUCUAUCCUGCAUGAUAUCUGUUUCAGUGAAUUUCAGUACAUUUCUUGUAAUAGGAAAAACAUCUCCAGUCACUUAUCAGGUUCUUGGACAUCUUAAGACAUGCCUUGUUUUGGCAUUCGGUUAUGUUCUCCUUCGCGAUCCGUUUAGCUGGAGAAAUGUUUUGGGCAUCUUUAUUGCACUAAUUGGUAUGGUCUUAUACUCAUAUUUUUGCACCCACGAUAGCCAGCAAAAGACAAAUGAACCCUCCUCCACUCAACUAUCCCAGGAAAGCGAAUCAGAUCCUUUAUUGAGCGAGGAAAACGGAACAAACAAAUUGGUAGAUGGUAUUGGUGGUCCUAAAGGACCUUCUUGGAGUUCAAACAAGGAUCUGCAUGCUUAAAACAUUAACCAAAUCUGUUAAACUGAAUCCUCCAUAGUCCAUGCACAUGUGUUGAAGAUCUGCCACGAGAGAAAGAAUAAGAAAGACGAGAUUGAACUGUUUAAUCAAAAUUUUAAAGGAAUUUGUUUGAAUGGUUUGAUUGAACUUUUUUUUGUAUUCAUGUAACUAUGCAUUCUUUAAGAAAGAAAGAAAAAAAAAAUACAUUAAUGCAAGUGGUAGAGCUGUUUGUGCUGCCAAUAUGUUAGGUUCUACCAUUAUUUACAGAUGGAAGGUUCUAUAUACUUAGUAAACAAAAACAUAUCAUAUUUCUGUAAUCAUCUCAUUUUUAGGUUUUUGUUUGUUUUGUUUGUUGAAGAAAAUGGAUAUUGGUAUU
This is a messenger RNA of Impatiens glandulifera, 1626 nucleotides long. RefSeq names its product UDP-xylose transporter 3-like. The record is from RefSeq and is a predicted model, not a curated record. Bases 195 to 1253 code for a protein of 352 amino acids. Gene Ontology annotation, molecular function: antiporter activity; UDP-xylose transmembrane transporter activity. Gene Ontology annotation, cellular component: Golgi apparatus. The transcript is spliced from 9 exons. Lineage: Eukaryota; Viridiplantae; Streptophyta; Magnoliopsida; Ericales; Balsaminaceae.